Molecule: messenger RNA, 7333 nt
Organism: Chara braunii
Lineage: Eukaryota; Viridiplantae; Streptophyta; Charophyceae; Charales; Characeae
Source: the annotation of a GenBank genome assembly
ACAGAGAGAGAGAGAGAGAGAGAGAGAGAGAGAGAGAGAGAGAGAGAGAGAGAGAGAGAGAGAGAGAGAGAGAGAGAGAGAGAGAGAGAGUGGGGUUUCCAUGUUUGAUGGUUUGAGGUGGAGGGAGGGAAGACAUGGAAUGGCUGACUUGCCGCCUACUGGAUGUCAGUCCUUCUGUGGGCUCCGGUGGAGCAAAGAUAUGUGGCGGCCUUCAGCAGGCACAAUGUGCAGCUUUUCAUCCCACGGAGGCACUUGUUGCCGUCGCUGUUGGACGUGUUAUCCUCGAGUUCGAUGUGCUGGUUGGAAGCAAGCUCGCCUGUAUGGAUAUGGGGGGUACUGUGAUGAAAAUGGCGUACUGUCCCUCUGGUGGCCACACCAUUGUGGCAGUCUUGGAAGAUGACAUGACCAUCCGCGCCUGGGAUAUCGACGCCGAGAAUACCUCAAUACUUUACUCCCCAGACGGCAAGAAGGUCGACAAGCCUGUUACUGUUCACAUUGCCCUUACCCCUCUUAGACCGUGGUUAUUCUUUGCCGCUCAUAAGCGAACGACGGUCAACGUUGUUGGCACAGCAGAAGGCGUGAAGCCAGCGCAGAAGCUGAAAUUGGAUAUUCAGAAACACGUGAGUUUUUUGGCCUGUCAUCCCAGGGAACCGCUUCUCUAUGUUGCCUAUAUGGAUGGGUCUAUCAGGGGGUAUAACCUAAAUGGGGGGUUCCAGCAUCAAUACACCUUGGGCCCAUCGGAGGGGAUGCUGAAACUUGGCGGCGCGGAGGCGAUCGCCUUCCACGCUACCGCAGAUGUGAUGUUCGUUGGGGACAGGGCUAAUCUUCUCCUGGCCUAUGAUCUGAGGACACGUGUCUGCUUAGGAUCGAUUUCAAUCGACGAAUCCUUUCCAACGUCCGUUGCCUGGCAUCCAACGAUCCGAUGUGUGGUGAUAUUGCGGAAGGACGGCAUAACCGAGGGCUAUACGGUGCGCUUGCCACUAGGUAUGGGCGGUGGCGCGGCGGGAGGAGAGGGGAACAGAGGCGGCGGAGGCGGGGGAAGCUUCUUUGAACCUGCUGGUAUGGAAAGGUUAGACGCGCAGCAACUGCUCCGUCAAGCAGGGGUAUCUUCCUCCUCCUCUGUCGGUGGUGGUCCCGGCGAUCCUGUGCCAAAGCCUGUGGACUUGCUCGUGCAUCCUAAGUUGAAUGCCGCUACCGUAAUAUUUAUGGACUCAAGCGCCGCCAGGAGCGCAGGGGGAGGCAGUGGCGGCGGUGCAGCGAUGGGACGCCAUUCCCGCCGCACACUGCUGUCGAUUUUGCAGAGCACACGUCGCACAACCUCCCAAGGCGGCGCCCAAGUGCUGAUGGAAAAGAUGUCCUCGAUGGGAUGCUCGGCUUCCUUCCUGUCUGAUCACGAAAUCCAGAUGCACAUGAGGAGAGAUGCCUCUCGAGGGGUCAACAAAGGAACGCUUAUAGAUUAUGCCCGGAAAUCGUUUUUAUAUGGGAGUGGUGGGGGGGGUUGGGGGGGGGGGCAAUGUCAGCAGCAAGACAAUCAGGCAGGCGGCCACGUAGACGGAAAUGGAAAUGGGAACGGGAAUUGGUUUCUGAAGAAGUUGCCUCUUUUGGCGAUCUCUGAUCCUGCUCACCCUCUGCGAGACAUCCCGGUUUUUCAGCCUUUCCAGCGAGACUUGCACUUUUUUAGCACCGAUAGUGGGUCGUAUAUUUACCCCCUUCGAGCAGAUUUCAUGGAUGGGUGUAAUUUGAUGGGCUACAAUCUUGCCAAGGGGGAUCAUCACCGGUAUUUGCAAUUGGCACCCCGAGGUCAGUCAGGCCGCGGGGAGAGGAGACCCCGCCACAUGACUUACAGCUGGAAGCAGCAUGUCUGGUUGGUCUUCUUCGACUGCCUAGAUGCCGGGGCUGAGUGCUCGAUUCUCAGAAAUCCCGACGCCCAGUAUCCCGGCUUGGAACAACCCAUAACCAUUCAGGGACGAGAUGGUGCCUUUGUGGCGCCCAACGAUGCGCAGUAUGCAAUUCUGGACGAGGACGGGAUGAAGCUGACGGUGUACACGUUGGAGGGUGCAUUUGAGGAUGUCAGGCCUUCGGCAGCGACCCGUGGAAGAAGUGGAGGAGGAGGAGGAGAGGGCGGGAAGAUGCUUGCUCUUACGUGGGAGGGUGCCGGGGACGGUGGUCUGUCUCCCAGCGCUCAGGAAAACGGGGAUGGUGAUGCGGGGGGCAUGGGAAUGGCGGGAGUUUCUCGUGCACAGUCUCCUCCCCCUCCCCUCUCUGCAUGGGAGCCAGAUGUGGCCCUCUCCUCCUCCAGGCCCUCGAAGCCCCAGCUGGUACUAAAUCAGACCAGGUGCGACAAAGUGCCGCUCGAGUUCUCCUUCGAUGCUCCUGUUCAGCGGGUCUUUCCCUGCGCAUUGGAGGACUCCUUGCUGUAUGUCUGUGCAGGUAGCCACGUCGGGAUCGUCUCCAUUCGGGCUGUCAGUUGGGGUGGAGGCCGCCUGGGGGGCCAGGGCAUGAGGAGGCUCCUCUCGACAAUGGAUGGGGAGCACAAGUCGUUGAAGCUCAAGCCAUUGGAACGCGUUUUGCAGGUGUCUUGGCAGGAGACCAGCAAGGGUCAUGUUGCUGGGAUAGUCUCGACAAUGCGGGUCCUGAUUGUCUCUGCCUCUUUGGAGGUGAUUGCCGAGACCUCCACGCCCCUUGAUGUGGGCUAUCCCCCUUUUCGAAGCUGUUUGUGGGUGGGACCGGCCUUGCUGUUCUCCUCUGCCACCACGAUUGCAGUUCUGGGGUGGGACUCUGGUGUUCGGACGGUCUUGACCAUCGAUCAACCGAACGCAGGCAUGCUGGGGAUGCUGAAUGACCGCGUGCUGCUGGCAACCUGGGCAGAAAGCCCCAAGUCAGGGGUAGAAAUCAAGUCCCGUCUCAUUGGCCUCCUGGAACCCCUGCUGAUUGGGUGGGUGACAAUGCAGUCCUGUUUUGACCGGCAGCUGGAUCUGUCUCAGGUGAUGUUUCAGAUCACGUCGAGAUUCGAUUCGCUAAGAAUAUCCCCGAGGAUGUUGGAAGUUCUGAGUCUUGGGCCCGACCCCUGCGGCGACCUCGCGGUGGAGUUGUCCUACACCCAGGCAGGGCCUCAGUUCACACAGGAGCUCCGCUGUGGAUAUGCCAUCAGGGCCAGACGGUUUGACACUGCAUUUACAAUCUUGAAAGACGAGUUCGGUCGGUCCCGAGACUAUCCCCGAUGCCCGCCGUGUAGCCGGUUGUUCCAACGCUUUCGAGAACUGGGGCGUGCGUGUAUCAGGUAUGGACAGUUUGAUAAGGCGAAAGAGACAUUCGAGAGGGUGGGCGACUAUGAGAGUAUGUUUGACCUGUUUCUGACGCAUAUGAAUCCCAGCGCAUUGCGACGACUGGUCCAGAAACUGGAAGAGACAGAUGCAGAUCCAGAGCUGAAGAGACAGUGUGACAAACUGCUGGCCAUGCGGUCGACAGGAUGGGGAGGUCUGCAAUGUGGCGCAGGUGGUGUUGGUGGCGCAUUCUCUGCGCUCAUGGGCGGCGACAACAUGACCCCCAAGGGCUCUGAAUGGGCAGGUGGCAAUUGGGAGAUGAAGGUUAAACCGGAGAUCAAGAAAGUGCAGGAUUGGCAGCUUGCGACGGAGGUUUCUGGCCAUAUGAAGGUUGUGGGUCCGGCAGGACAGUCGCAGGCAAUACCUACCAUAAUUGCAGAUACAUUGGGCGUCUACCUGGGAACAGAGAAGGGGAGAACACAGGUUCUGGAGGAAAGGGAUGCUGCCAAGUUCCUUAGUCGAUUUGUUGAUAACGAGGGAGCAUAUGAAAACGGACACAAUGCCGAAGACGAUGACAGUCAUGGGAGCCCAGGAGCAGAAUCUGCCCCCUCCUUGUUCUCUCGACACGGAAGCGAGAAGGUCGACGAUCGCCCAGAAGAUGCAGGUGGUGUGGGAGGCAGCGUGGCAAAGCUGCAUCCCGGCUGGAGCAGCAGUGGUAAGCAUGUUGGGACGGGUGGCGCCCUCCUGGCACUGCCGGCACCAGGAGGAGCGGCCGACGAGGAGGAGACUGAAGAGCAGAAACGCGCAGCCAAGGAGUUUGCCAAGGGUUUCAAGGGGUCUGUCUCAGACAGCAGCAGUGACGAGGAGGAAGACUCUGGGACUGCACGGCGGAAGAGCAAAUUCCAGAUUCGAAUACGGGAUGCCAAGGGUAGUGGAACAGGCAAAGAUGCAGUCAAUGUGGACAAACUGAAGGAGGCAACGCGGCAGUUCAGGGUUGGUGAGAUAAACAAGUCAGUGACCAUGUCUAUGCAGUUUGGUGCAGGUACACUGAAGCCUGGCAAGCUUGUCUUUGGAGCUCCAGGGGUGGGAGGAAGCCAGGCAGGCUCCUCUACUGCUCCUCCUCGCACAGAGGGCACGCCCGAGAAUGCAGGAGCGACAGAGUGGGAAAACAGAGCGUCCAUGGAAGGCACAGUGGGACAUGACAUGGUCUCAGGGGGUGGUGUAGAUUGGCAGCAGAGUGCGAUGGGCUUUAUGGCCCCUGUGGAGGGGGUGGGUGGAUAUUCGAUGGCAGGCGAUCCCUCACACCAGUCAGCUCCAGGAGGAGAUGGAAUGAUGAUGAUCCGAGGCCUCGGAGGGGCAAUGGGAAUGGGCAUGGCAGGCUUGCCCCAGCAGGAUUCCGUAACUAUGAGUGGAGUUCAAGGCGGCAUGGGUGUGGGUGUCGUUGAUAGAGGACAACCAGGUGGAUUGCUUGAUUUGAGCUUUGAUGGGCCGCCAUCUGGGCCUACUUUUCAAGCUGUACAAUUGUCAGGGGGUUCCCGAAUGGGCAUGCAGGCCUUUGCCAUGCCAACGACGGAGUUUGAGGGUGCCGUCUUUGGAGGGGUCUCAAUGGAUGGGAGCAGGAGUAGCGGGCCAGAGUCUUACGGAGGAGGCUUGCUUGCAUUUGACACUCCACCAGGGAGCGUAAGUAAAUCAGGAGGUGGAGGUGACAGAGGGAGUGGAGGAAGAGUGUUGUCGGCAAGAGGCACCGAACAGGGUGUGGUUGGGUCUUUUGGGGCUGGAGGAGCUGCUGAUGGGCCCAGUAAUCGGCCGGGGGUCCAGCCAGGAUUUGUCCCAAAAGGCGCUUCCGCAUCACAGUGUUUCAAGGCAGGCCUCGCUCACCUGGAACGCAAUGCUCUUGCUGAUGCUCUCUCAUGUUUCAAUGAAUCCUUUGUUUCUCUGUCCAAAGAAUUCGCCGCAGGAAAAGAUAUUAAGUCUCAGGCACGUAUGUGCGCACAGUACAAGAUUGCAGUGAUGUUGUUGCAAGAGAUUGCAAAGCUGCAGACGGAGGUAGGCGUGGGUGGUAAGGAGGAGAUGGCCCGAAUGGCCAGACAUCUGAGCGCGUUGCCACUUCAGCCUAAACAUCGGGUCUCUUGUGUAAGGACCGCCAUCAAGAAGAACAUGGAUGUCCACAAUUAUGGAUAUGCAAAACGGAUGCUUGAUUUCCUCCUUGCAAAAGCGCCCCCUAAUAAGCAAGCGGAGCUGAAGGGAAUGAUAAACAUAUGUGUUCAACGGGGACUAGUCGAUAGAGCAAUCGAUGGUCCUGAGGACUCCAGCAAAUUCUGCGCAGCGACUCUUGGACGACUCCCGACUAUUGGUCAUGAUACAUGUGAUGUGUGUUCAGCAAACUUCACCGCUGUCGCAUUGCCCGUCUGUCCCAUCUGUGGCUUGGGGACCGUCCAAAGGUCAGAUGCACUCACAGGAGUAUAUUCAUCUCCUUUUGCCUGAACGACAGGUCGAUACUAAUUUGGAUGUUUGCCCUUCAGAUCCACCCCCCUGUUGUUGACGUAGGACUUCGCCUAACACUUAACCUAGCAAAGGUUGAUAUUCUUCAAGACGCUGCAUUGUAUAGCGGUUGCCUCGUUCCAUUAUAGAGAUCUGAUGGCAUACCUAGCGGGGGCUGCACAUCACCCUCGCCAACAUAUAACAGGCUAGAACUUGAAAGGAAAGGAGGGAACAUAUGAAUUUUCUGCAUUUGUGUUUCAGUCUCCUCUUACAUGUGGAGAACCAGUUGGUUGGUCGCCUUCGUUGCAAGCUGAGGGUUGAUUAGUCUCCCGGGACUCCACGAUAUUCCUCGGCGUUCACGCAUUACCACCGUUGCUGCAAACCGAGGUUUGAUCGGUCUCCUCGGAGUGGAUGAUAUUCCUCAGCGUUCACGUGUUAAAAUUGCUACACAUAGCGGUCAUUGUAUUUUUUGUGCUCCUCCCCCUCCACUCGUGCGACAGCCUCACUGUUUUGAGCAAUUGCGUAACUGGUUUUUGAAACAUCGGUUAUUUUGUCCCGGGGGGGUCGGAUUGAGACAGCAGAAGGAUCCAGUUAAUCCAGGUGUUGUAGAGAAAGAGUGUGUUUUGCCACAUCCGGAGCAUAACAUGCGAGGGGCGGUUGCGGAGCCCUCCCGCCAAGUGGGUUUGGUUGACUGGGAGUUUAUGAUGCAGUGCUGAUUGACUCUUCUCUCGGUCAGAUAGGUGCCUGUGUUACAGGAUUUAACCCUCAUGUGAACAUGGGUUGUGAGCAUCGUUCCUUAUUAGGAAGGAGGAACUUCAAGUCUGCAACCCACACACACAGCAAGUGUGUCAUAGCAGUAAUAAGAGGGGCUGGAAAGAUGCUAGCAAUAAUGAGGUCCACAAGACAUCAGCUGCAUAUGGAGAAGCACUCACCAAAGUCCCGUCUGCGGUCCGCUGGAGGUGUACCAGAGAGCUGUGAAGGUGUUGGAUGACAGUUAUGGGUUUGCGAUCGGAGACAGCACACUGGAAUUUUGUUUGACGGAUUUCUGGGCGAGCUACGUUCUGUUUCGAAGGCUAUCAAGGUGUUUGAAGAACCCUCACUUGAAUGGUCAGAUUAGGAACAGCCAGAUCGGGCAAUGCGGCUCUAGAGUGUGCGAUUGAGAGGGUGCAGGAAGUGAGGUUGUUUGGAGGGAGGAGGAGAGGGGUAUAUUCAAUGGUCCAUGAGGCUGAGAUUCAGACAGGAAUGAAUCGGGUAGAAGCCUUGGAUGCGGCGAGGCCAUUGUACGGGCCCUGGAAUCCCUCCACAGGCCUAGCAUCUUCACCCGAACAGAACGCCUGGUCAUCGGACUGAAAAUUGGUCCAAAUACGGAUACUAUGACUGUACAUUGUAUUCGGGUGAAGACGGUAGCAGGAGCUGAUGCUGAGGGUAUUGGACGGUGGCUGAUCGACAAGAGAGGUAGAUUGUGGAGCUAUACCAUGUUGUUGGCAGUGUGCGCUUGACCUACAUGGCUGGCUCUCAUUGCUGACGGAGAGGUUGGACUCCUGACUGAUGUGCAGGAAUCUCAUAGCGCAGUUUUGUGUCUUUUCUAG